Brenthis ino (lesser marbled fritillary) is the source of this 906-nucleotide messenger RNA. The record is from the annotation of a GenBank genome assembly. Lineage: Eukaryota; Metazoa; Arthropoda; Insecta; Lepidoptera; Nymphalidae.
AUGCCAACGCCAGAUAAGAUUUUAAUGCGCAAAAUAAAAAAGCGUGAAAGGAAGAAACUAAAACUGAUAUCCCAAAAGACAAAUGGCACACAGGAAGAUCACACGGUAACUACUGAAGUGGAAGCUGUUGAUGCUGUUUCUAAUGAAGCAAAGAAAAGGCCAAUAGAAGCAAUUGAAACUAACAAUGUUUCAGUGCCAAAAAAAAAGAAGAAGAAACAAAAAGCUACAACAAAUACUGAACCAGAAGUAAAGGAAGAGCCUGCAGAAAGUGAAAAAAAUGAGGAAAAUAAUAAAGUUGACAAUGAUGACAAAAAUAUUGACAAUUCCCAAUGCCUUGGAGUUGUAAAACCAGAAUCACCAUUACCCCCUGGAGCGGAAAUUAUAGUCGACCAAUUAAGGGAAGUAGCGCAAGAAGUAUUUGCAGAUGGCGAUGAAGAUCAAAAUUUAGUUGAAGACUUAACACCAUUUGGUAUAGAAGAUGCCAACACCAGUUUUGAGGCUUCUCCUCCUGUGGUCAUCGAAGAAUUUGAGAACAUUGUUGCCAGUACACCUAAAUCACCCUUAACAAUUCCUACUCCCAUGCCUUCACCGACUAAUAGUCACAAGACAUGUAAUGACCUAUUUUGUGCUUUACACGAUCACUGGACAGACGCAGUACCAUCUUCACCAAGUACUUACAGCUUACCAAUAGCCUCUUCUUUGGACCCUUCUGCGUCUGACGUGAUCGCAGUUUGCAAAACUAUGUUUUUAAAUACUUUGGCUGUGAGUGAAAGAAUUGUUCAAACAGCUUUCCAAAAAUUUGAUGGCGUCUCUGAUAUAUACAUGGACAGAAGAGGACGUCAUGCUAAUCGUAAAAUAGUAAUAGAUAGAGAAAUGGAAAGAAGUGGUAGUCGUCCGAGCGUCGAG